Lactuca saligna is the source of this 567-nucleotide messenger RNA. The record is from the annotation of a GenBank genome assembly. NCBI's taxonomy places the organism in Eukaryota, Viridiplantae, Streptophyta, Magnoliopsida, Asterales, Asteraceae.
AUGAAGGACAAACUAAGGGAAGAGAUUACACGCUAUUUUGAGGUUCAUGAAAGUGGAAAAGAAUUUGUGAUGAAUAGACUUGGUAUUCUUCUAUGGAACUUCAGAAGAAAGUUGUACGCAGAUUACAUCAAGCCACAUCUAGGCAAUCCCAACAAGCUUGAGAAAAUCUCCGUUCGUUAUCGUGCACUAAUCACUAAACAAGAUGAUUGGAACAAAUUUGUGACUUAUACGCAAUCUGAACAGUUUAAUGUUAAAAUAUUUUUUCAAAAAGACUAUCAAAGCGAGAAAGAUUUCAAAGUAUGCUCAUCAGAUGGGAUGAGGGGGUAUACUACUCUUAGGAGGAAGUUGAUUGAAGAGAAUGUGAUUUCAAAGGAGCAAAUGCCCCCAAGGUCAGUUAUUCGGUGUAAGGGGCGUGAAAGUAAAGGAGGAUUUAAGGAUGAAGAUGUUAAAAUCAUGUUCAAUAGACUUAUGGAACAUGAGAAGCAGAUAAAAGAAGGACAAGUAAAUGUUGAACCAGGAACGGAUGCCAUGACCUUAUUUUUGGCAAGGAAAAGGGUGGAUUUUUAA